AUGCUGGACGGAUGGCCUCCAGAGGUUCAGCGUCUGUUCGAGAGCAAUGCCGUCACCACCGUCGGCUUCGCUGCCAACGACAUCGACGUGAAAAAGUUCGAGAUUUCUGGGAUCGCCAUCGACCGGGGGACCCUCUUUGACCUCCAGCCGUGGUGCGAGGCAGAGAUGGGCGAGAACAGAAGUGUAGAGCAAGGCUGGCGCGUCGGGCUCAAGAGAGCCGCAUGGUGUGUUCUGGAUUUUGAGAUGGACAAGACUAGCACGGUGGCUUCUUCCAACUGGGAGCGAGAGGAGCUCACAUCAGCGCAGGUCGAGUACGCUGCCAUGGAUGUCUGGGUUGCUCUGCGGCUGUACCAGAGGCUGGCUAGUGUCUACGCCGAGCCGCUCGAUUGA
Molecule: messenger RNA, 390 nt
Organism: Prorocentrum cordatum
Lineage: Eukaryota; Dinophyceae; Prorocentrales; Prorocentraceae
Source: the annotation of a GenBank genome assembly